Molecule: messenger RNA, 8583 nt
Organism: Parasteatoda tepidariorum (common house spider)
Lineage: Eukaryota; Metazoa; Arthropoda; Arachnida; Araneae; Theridiidae
Source: RefSeq, a predicted model, not a curated record
UUAAUACUUAUUUUCGUUGCCAAGCGUAUGGCAACACUUCGAAUGUUUUUGUUGUAUCUGUUUUGCCAUGGACAUCUGCGAUUUGAAUAGGGUCUACAAUUUAUGGUUUAUGAUCUACAUCUGAUAAAUUUUAUUUUUAUUUAGACUCUGGGUUUUGUUUCCCUAUUUACUAGUAUUGCUCAGAACCGGUGCAAACAGCAGAACACCCUCCCCCCUGAACCACGGAACCCCUUUCAUGACACAUUUCUCUGCAACCACGUGCUCACCAUAGGUAAGAUCAUGUCUGAUUCUGAUGACUCUAGUGAAUGUUUGCCAGAUUUUUAUUUACAGAUUUCAUCUGAAUGCUCUAAAUCUUCCAGAAAAUCUGUUGCAGACUUACUUAAUGAAACACAGGCAAUGAUCCAAGAAUGUGAGAGUGCUGCUGCAGUAAAACAGAAAGAACAAGAAUUGGCUAACUUCAUAAUUGACAGCAGUUCCCCAGAGCUAGAAGAAGAUACAAAUGAAAAUGAAGUUUUUAAAGAAAGCGUAAAGAUUUUUAAUUUCCACAGUUCAUUUGUUUUCUUCUGUUUAAAUGAUGUAACACUGGAAAGUUCAGGUCACUUGGAUGAUUUAACUAAAUUUGAACACAUUUUUACAUCAAAGCGACCUUCUGUAUUAGAACAUGUUUUGUCUUCGGUGUUGUCAAUUUUUACUUCAAAUUUAGCAAUUGAAACUUCUGUCAGUCAGACUAAAACAUUUAUAAACUUUUUGUUAAAAACUAUGUGCACUCAUAAUGAUGAAGGAACUGUUCAAGGCUGUUAUAAUGUAAUAGAGCAAGUCAUCAGAACUCAGUCUGAAGUGAAGUUUUCCAGUGAAGAGAUAUUUACAUUUCUUUUCAAUUAUGGUGCUGAUAUUGACUCUUGGAUGCUUUUAGAUGUGCUACCAGGAGACUUAAGAAAACCUACAUUUUGCAAAUCAAGACACAAUGGAAUCAUUGAUGCAUGGAAGGGCAAUUUGAGAACAUUUUUAAAUAUUCUGGAGUACAUAGUGUUCUACUCAUGUAUUCCUGAUGAGGACUUGUGUGAUAUCAUUAAAUAUCUUUUAUUUUCUUUUCUUGAUGAACACAUUCAAGAGGAGUAUAAUGUAGAAAGGCAAUUUAAACAAUGCAUUGGUAUCGUCUUAGAGGCAAUACCAGAAGAAAUCUGGCAAUAUGCUUUUUCAGUUAUAUUUAGUUUCAUCAUGUCUAUCGGAAAGAUUUCUUCUCUAGGCAGUUGGAAUAAUGUUUGUCUUCUUUGUAAAGUAAUGCCCAAGUACUCUGAGAGAGGAAUGAUUUUACAAAAAGCAGUUGCAAUCAGCUGUUUAAGAAAACUAUCAGGUAUCACAGAUAAUAUUGAGCCAAAUCUGGAAGCAGCAGAGUAUUCAGUUUUAGAUUUAAAAGAUAUAUUGGAAAACCUUGGUGAAUUGGAAUCUCAGCUCUGCAGCACAGCUGUUACCUUGAUCGAUAUUUGCAUUAGUUACCUUCAAAUAAGUUUAAAAACAGAUUAUGACAGUCUUUUGGAUUCUUUGAGGUCUUGCGGAGACAGACUAAAGGAUAUCACUUCUCCUUUAUCAAUGGAUAAUUGUGAACAUAUGGCAAGGAUAUUCUCAGAACUUCAAAUAGUUCAACCUAUGCAAGGUUUAAAAUAUGAAUUUUCUGAUGAAUAUGACUAUGAAAAUAUUGAUCCAGUGUCACAUAUUUUAACACCUAAUUUUGAAUCGACUACAGUGGAGACGUCAAUAAAACAAGAACUGGUAACACCAGAAAAACCUCUUCAUUUACCUCAGUUUACCGAAAGCACUGGUAAAGGAGUUUCCACUCCCCCCUUGACUAAUACAUCCGUUAAAAUCAGUCAGAAUUUCGGUGAAUUGAAUAUUUCAACUAAAAUUACAUAUACUCCCAAAUAUGCUGAUUGCCCAUGCCAUGAAAAUGAUUCAAAAGAAAUGCAUUCUAAUGCUAGUUGUCCUAUUAUUAAUUCUAGUUUGCAUAAUAACGUAAGCAUUGAUUUAGAAGAUGUCACUAAUAAUUUAAAUAUUACUCAUCAUGUUGAGAAAAUUGAUAAAACUUGUAUGAACACUUUUCGCAUGCCUGAAACUUUUUUAAAUGAAACACCUGUUAAAACUGUCUUGAAGAAAAUUGAUAAUAAUAGUCAGACAUGUUCCACUUCUGCCUAUUCCCAAAUUACACCGAAUUCUCAAGAUAUUAUUCAUAAUGUUAAUCACAAGGAAAUGGUUAAUAAGAGUUUGGCUGAUAAUGAAUGUGUCAGAUUUCCAGAUAUUAAAAGUGAUGUUGAUGAGGAUUUUGUAAAUGCAGUUUUUGAGCCUAAAAAUGUUUUAAAUGAAACACUUGUUAGACCUGUCUCAGAUAAAAUUAAUAAUAAUAAUGAGGCAUAUUCCACUUCUGCUAAUACCUUGAAUUCUCGAGAAAUUAUUCAUCAUGUUAACCAUAUUAAUCACAAGAAAAUUGUGAAUAAGAGUUCUGCUGUUCAAGAAGGCGUUAGAUCUUCUGAGAUUAAAAAUAAUGUCAAUGAGAGUUCUGUAAAUACAUUUUAUGGACCUAAAAAAAUUAAGAAUGAAAUGCCUGUAAGUACAUUUUGUGGACAUAAACAAAUUGUGAAUGAAACACCUGUUAGAGUUCGCUCAAGGAAUACUACUACUAAUAAUAAUCAGACAUAUUACACUGCUCCUUCUCCCUGUAUUACACCAAAUUCUCAAGACAUCAUACAUAAUGUUAGUAAUAUUAAUCAGAAGAAAAUUGUAAAUAUGAGUUCUGCUGCUCAAGAAAGUGUCAAAUCUGAAAUGAACAAUGAUGUUAAUGAGACUUCUAUAAAUACACUUUGUGUGCCUAAAAAAACUGAUUUAAGAACUUUUUUCUUUGCUAAAGACUCUGAUGAAAAAAUUUCUAGUCAUCCAGUUUCUAGGAAUGAAAUUGUUAAUAAUAACCCUAUUUGUUCUAAUUCAUUAACUGCUCGUGAAAUUAGACGUGACGUUAAUAAAAAUCAUUGUGAAAAAGUUGUAAAUGAAAGUUCUUCUAAGCAACAAUCUGUUGAACGUUUGGAAAUUAAAAGUGCAGUUAAUGGAGCUUAUGCAAAUGACUCAAGUGUGCCUGUAAAAAUUUUAAAAAAUAAUUCAGAAGUGAUUACAAUUGAUGAUGACAGCCCCGAUGAUAGAAAUCAUCCAGUUCUUUUUAAAGAUGUUGUUAACGAUAAUCCUGUUUGCUCUACUUCUUGUCACCCAUAUAAGGCAGUGAAUGCUCAUGAAAUUCAUAGUAAUAUAAAUAAAAUUCAUCAUAAUAAAGUUAUAAAUAAAAGUUUUGCUAAUCAAGAAUAUGCUAAUCAUUUGAAAAAUAAAAGUAAAAUUGAUAUGGUAUCUGUAAAUAACAUUAGUGUGUCAGCAAAAAAAUUUAAAACUGUUUCAGAAGUGGUUAUAAUUGAUGAUGAUGACCCUGGUGUUAAAAGUUUAAGUAAUCCGGUUUUUCCGAGGGAAAUUGUCAAUAAUAAUCCUGUAUGUUCCACUACUGUUUUACCCAAUCUUACAAGGACUGCUCAAGCAUGUGUUGAUGGGGCAAAUGUGAGAACAAGUACUGUAAAUGUAACUAAAUCAAAAGAAAUAAUUGCCAUUGAUGAUAGUGAUGAUGAAAUUCAAAUUUUAAAUCACUCCGUGAAGCGUACAAAAAUACACAAUGUGUUUAGUAAGCGUACUAAAUUGGAUAAAUCUUCUCACCUAGCUAAAAAACCUACGGAAACCUCUCAUAAAAAAUCAUCCAUCUGUCUAAAGAAGCCAACUGAGAGUUCUGGCAUUCGAAGUUUAUUCAAUUUUCCUAAUACUGCCUCUUCUAAUUCAUUACCAAGACCUCCUGAAGUUUUACCCAUCUUAAGUGAUGAUGACUGCCAAAUAAUAUCUGAUGAUGAGAUUAUCUGUUUAAAUUGAUUAUCUUGUGAGAAAAAAUGUUUUGUUUUUAGCAAUAUGGUUACUGUUUUGUUUUGUUUUAAGUUUAUUUCAUGUAGUUUGGGUAAAAGAAGUGCUUAUUAUUUUUGGUACCAUGAAGUAUCAAAAGUAUACCUAAGUAUCAAAAUUAUAUUUUAAAACAUAAGAAUUGAAAAAUUUGUUUUGUCUUUAUAAUGUUUUGUCUUUUUUUUAGAAACCUUAUUUGUCUGUAACAAAAAUUCAUCAUUUCAUAAUUAAUCAUUGGUAGCCACAUGAAUAAAAUUUGCCAUUUGCAUAUUGCAAUAAAUAACUAUAAAAAAAUGACCAUUCUGUCAAUAACUGUGCAAAUAAUGCCUGACAGAUAUGCAUAUAUCUCUUCAGUUUUUGGUUUAAUAUAUGCAGUAAAGUGUAAACAGCAAAAUUUUAUUGGUUUUAUAAUAAUAUUAUUUUAUUAAUUAAUUGAUUUUGGCUUAAUAUUAUUAAACCUUUCCAAUGUCUUGGUAUUUGUCAUUGAAAAAUAUUAAUUUAAAAAAAAAAAUUUGAAUAAUGUUAAAAAAAAAUUAACCAUAUUUUUUUAAUUUCUUGAAAAUGUCUUUGUGACACAAGAACACUCUUGGUUGCAAUAGAAUUAAAUUCAAAAUGGUUAAAUAUAAAUCAAAUAAGUUAAUAUUCCUGUCUUCAAUUUUAAAAUUAUUAUAAUUUUAAAAGAGGAUAUUUUUUUUUUAAUAAAAGGUACUUUCUUUUUUACUGCUUUAAAGAAUAGAAUGAGUAAAAUAUGCAUAUAUUGGUCUGAAAUUGUGACAUCACAUUAUGAUAUAUGUCUUCAUUUGUUAUGUGAUAAAUAGAUUUAUUAAGAAUUUUUUUUUAAGGUAGAAAUUUUUUGUUGUUGUUGUUGUGUCCAAUCCUUCAGGAUCUAGCGACAGCUAGAUCAAAUCCAAGAGACCGUGGACCCUAGCAAAAUCAAGCACCAGAAGUCGGCUAUCACGGAUGUCCGCAAGACCGAGCCCCAAGCAGUCGAGGAUAUGAUCGGAGGAGGCCGGCAUCAUAUGGCACUUGGUGUACGUUGGAAAGACUUUGCGGCCGCAUUCAAAGGUCAUGCUUUAGCAAUUUUCUCAUCAGACAAAGCAAUUGUUUUAAAGAUAAAGAUAAUUAAUAAUUGAUUAUUGAUAAUGAUAAUUUGUCUUCAAAAAAUAGAUUUCCUAAAAAUUAAAAAACUCAAAUUUUCAAUCAACUGAGAAUUAGUGAAUUUAAAUUUAAUUGAAAGAGGCUGUUAAAAUAUUUUCUGAUGUUAAAAUAUUUUCAAAAUUAUGUUAAAAUAUUUGUUCUGAUAUUUUCAAAGCUAUUGAGGUUACUAUAAAUUGCCAAGUGAUCAAAGAUGCCUCACUAAAGUACAGCAAAGUAAUAUACUUGGGGGAAAAAACUUCUGAUGUUUAGUCACAUUGUUUUAGUCAGUCUUGUUAUUUCCAUCCUAGAUGGUUAUUUUGAUAUAAGUCAGUCUGAUAUUGUAAGCAACUUGUUUAAGACCCUUAAAAACAGCUUACUUUUUGGGUCAGAAAAUAUGAAUAUAUUUGAUAUUUUUGGUCUAUCAAUGUGUUGAUUACUUACAAAGAAUUCUUAUUUUUGAAUCUCAAUUUGAAAAAUCUAUUUUAUUUGUAAUCGAACCCUGUUAUAGUGAACUGUUUGGAUCUAGUAAUAAGUCCACUAACAUAUCCUAAUUCUUUGAAAAAUUAUUUUUAGUAUAUAACAAUAGUGUUGUUAGAAAUAGUGAUUACAUUAUUUGUAUUAUUUACUGAUAAAAUAUAUUAUAUAGCAAAUAACAUUCUAUGGAAGUAAUUAGUACGUUUCAAAAAAAUACAAUUAGAUUUUAAGUAAGAUUUUACCAUUUUUCGUAUCAACAAUUAGUAAAGAAUUCAGUAUUUUCUAGUCCUCAUAUUCUCCUGGGGAAAAAAAUCAGAACUUAAAUACCAAGUUCACUUCUGAGGUAAAAGUUGUAGAAAUUUCUUAUCUUUCUUCAACAUAGGGAAAGGAUCAUAAGAAUAGGGAUGUGCAACUUAACUAUUUGUUUGCUUUAGUGCAAAAGCAGAGAGCAUGCAAGAGUAAGAUAUGACAUAAUGUAAUGAAAUGUCGUCAUUUGCAAUAGCAACUCCUUCAAAUUUAAAUUGGAGAAAUAAAAAAUCUGAAUAAAUAUAAGAGUCCACUAUAAACUAACUACCAAAUUUUCAGCUCUCCACGACAAGCAUAUAAAAUAACAUUAGUCAAUUUGAGUUCAGAAGAGACCUCUGUAAAAGUUUGCAAUAACCGAGUAUUCGCUUUUUUUCUUUUCUUUUCUCCAAGCUUUGGACAUGUGUCAUUAUGGACCCUUUACCAUAUAGCCCAAAGCUUGGCUACUGGUCCGGUUCCACACCACCCUAGGAACGAGUCCAGUCAGCAAGAAUUUAUUGAUAAUUUAGAUAUGUACAAAGUCACAAUGUUUAAAAAAAUAAAAAAAAUUAAAUAUAGUACAAGUUAAUAACACAUAAUAGCAAAAAUAAAGAAAGAAGUAUAGAAAGAAAAACAAAAUUAACUUAAAGGCCGUAAACUGUUAGUUAUUGCCUAAACUAAAUAAACAAUUUUGAAAAAGAUUCCCCCUUCCUUUUUUUGCUUUUUUUUUUUAUACAGAAACCGAGGCUGAAAACAACAUCAAAAAAAGUUUAAGAGGUAAUAAACACUUUCAAGACAUACUUAAAAAGUCAGGUUUGAUUAAAAUUUUAAUAAGGAGUCGUUUUCUGUUAGAAAGUUCAUUACGUUAAUUAAUUUAGAGUUUAAUGUUUUAUUUGUAAAAAAGUUUUUGUGCCAAAUAUACAGGGUGAUUCUAAAAAGAUGGGCAAAAUUUUAGGAAGUGAUAGUACACACCCAAGCAAAGAAUUUUUAACAAAGAAUGCAUGGUCGAAAGCAAAACUACUAGAGGGCGUCAAAGUUUAUGUUCUUAUAUGAAGCAAAAACACACAAAGAACGAUGAAGUUAAGUUAUAAAAGCAAAUUUAAUGGCAUGUGAUUACAAUAAGUGUUCAAAACAGUGGCCAGCAGCGGCUAUGCACGCAGUACAACGACGAAGAAAAGAUAGGCGAACAUUCUGAAACACACCAGGCAUAUCACGAACUUUCUCUGCAGCGGUCGAAAGCUUGGCGACAAGUAACGCAGCGCAGUAACUCGCAACAGGAAUGGAGCUUUCACGUUAGCAUCAAACAACUUUCCAAAUGUGCCAGCACCUUUGCGUUUUGUUUUCGACUAUGCAUUCUUUGAUUAAAAUUGUUUGCUUGGGUGUGUACUAUCGCUUCCUAAAAUUUUGCCCAUCUUUUUAGAAUCUCCCUGUAUAAAUUAUUAAUGUUUGGAAGGCGUGUAUGCCAUGAUAUUGUGUAAAGACAAGUUGAUAAGUAAUGCUCAGGUGUACCUGAAUGACCACAGGUACAAAGGUUUUUAUCCGACCGAGUAUUCACUAUAUACCAGGUUUAUUAUAGCAGGGUUCGUCUAUAUUUAUGUAUGUUUAUAUGCAUGAUUCUACAAAAUUGCUAUAUUUUUACGAGCCAACAUGUUUUAGAAUGGGAAGUAAUGUAACAGCUUUUUAUUUUUAUGUUAAAUGUUGCUAAAAUAUUAGGUGGUAGCUAUAAUUUCUUAUGCAAAAUACAGAGUGUUCUAGGUCUGUAGACCUCUCUCUAUAUAUUACUAGCUUAGAUUUUAUUUUAUGUAUUCUUCCAUGCUAGUCUCAUAAAUUUGUUCAAACUUUAUAUUGCUGUGUUAUGUGCUUGAGAUUUUUGUGUUCUGCAGAUAAAGAAAAAUUUAAAUACAUUUAAAGUAUUUGUUUAAAUAAUAAACAUAUAAGUGCUAGUUUCUUAUUCAAGAUGUGACUCAGUAUUAUUUACAAAAUAUUAAUGGAAUAUUAUGAAAGCAUUGAAGUAAUUUUGCCAUAUUUUUUUCUUUAAUGUACAAUUGUUUAAAAUUAUUUUUUCCUGUUGAAAUGCUAUGGAUGUUUUUUUCCCCUAUAAUAUUUUUAAUAGUUAAUAUUCUCUUCCUUUAAUGAUAUCAAUCUGAAGAUAUAAGUUGAUACAUAUUAAAAUCUUUUUUCCUAUUCCAUAAUACUUUUUACUAUGGUAUCUUUACUAUAGUUUUUUUUUCUAUUCCUAUACCAUAAUAAUUUUGCUGAAAUUAAUUUUGUGUUUUAAAUAACAUAAAUUUUUUUUAAAUAACUAAAAUGGAGAAAGAAGUUUAAUAAAAUAGGAUCUAGUCAUGUUAGUAAAACUUAUAUUUUUAUUUUGUUAUGGAAAUUUUAAAAUAAAAUCUGAUGAAGCCAACAGAUUUCAGAUAGAAAAUUCUGGAAAUGUUUAAAUCUUAAUCAUGAUAAACAUUUACACCUGAUUACAAUCUAUUAUAUUUAUGUAUCUAUAAUUCUAGUAUGUAUGAGAUAUAUCUGUGAAAUUGUUUUACUUUUGUUGUUUUAUCAGAAUCAUUUGUGCAUUGUAUUUUUUUACUACAAUCUAAAGACUGUUAUAGGGCUCAUUUGAUACAUGUAUAUAGCAUAAUUUUGUGAAUACAAAUCAUUGUUCAUUGUUUUUAUUAUAUCAAGAUUUUUAAAUGUUGCAGAAAUAAAGAAUUUUUAAAUUUGGAA